AUGGCUGAGUUUUUGAGGCAAUUGCCAAUGUCAAUGCCGAGGCAGGCCUUGAACAACCACAACCACCACCAAAUGCCGAGGCAAGCUUCCCUCACAAACCAUCACUAUCAUCACUACCAUCUUCACCAUGUUCUGCAUGUUCUCCUCUUUACACUUCUUGCUUCACCUCUUUCCUUUGCUUCCAAUGAUGAAGUUGGUGCUUUGCUUUCAUGGAUGCAUAGCUCCUCCGAAGUUCCUUCAGCUUUUUCUAACUGGAACCCUUUGGACUCUACUCCUUGCAAAUGGUCAUACAUCAAAUGCUCUUCAGAAAGCCUUGUUACUGAGAUAAACAUUCAAGGAGUUGAGUUAGCCCUUCCUUUUCCUUCCAAUAUCUCUUCCUUUCCCUUCCUUCAAAAGCUUGUCAUUUCUGGAACUAACCUCUCUGGGGCUAUCUCACCUGACAUUGGGAAUUGCAAUGAGCUUACAAUCAUUGACCUUAGCUCAAAUAGUCUUGAGGGUAACAUUCCUUCAAGUAUAGGGAAGCUCAAAAAGCUCCAAGACUUGAGCUUGAACUCUAACCAGCUAACUGGUCCAAUUCCAAGGGAACUUGGUGAUUGUGCUAAUCUUAAGAACCUUGACAUUUUUGACAACAACCUUAGUGGGGAUCUUCCUGUUGAGCUGGGAAAGCUUUCAAAUCUGGAGGUUGUAAGAGCAGGAGGAAACAAGGGUAUUGUGGGGAAGAUUCCAGAUGAGCUUGGGGAUUGUAGGAAUUUGACAGUGUUGGGUCUUGCUGAUACUAAAAUUUCUGGUUCAAUGCCUGCAUCACUGGGUAAGCUAAGCAUGCUUCAGACCAUGUCUAUUUAUAGUACUAUGCUCUCUGGUGAGAUUCCUCCUGAAAUAGGCAACUGUUCAGAGCUUGUGAAUUUGUUUUUGUAUGAGAAUGAUCUAUCUGGUUCACUGCCAAAAGAGCUAGGUAAGCUUCAGAAGCUGGAAAAGAUGCUGUUGUGGCAAAACAAUUUUGCUGGUAGUAUACCUGAGGAGAUUGGCAACUGCAGGAGCUUGAAGAUUUUUGAUGCCUCCUUAAAUUCUUUGUUUGGUAGAAUACCUCAAAGUUUGGGGCAACUCUCAAAUCUUGAAGAGCUUAUGCUAAGUAACAAUAACAUAUCUGGUUCAAUACCACCUGCUCUUUCCAAUCUUACUAACCUUGUGCAGUUACAGUUAGAUACAAAUCAGCUAUCAGGUUCAAUUCCACCUGAGCUUGGAAGGUUGACAAAGCUAACAGUCUUUUUUGCAUGGCAGAACAAACUUGAAGGUGGCAUUCCAUCAGCAAUGGGAGGUUGUAGAAGCCUUGAGGCUCUUGAUUUGUCAUACAAUGCACUCACUGAUAGCUUACCCUCAGACCUGUUUAAGCUUCAAAAUUUAACAAAGCUUCUACUAAUCUCUAAUGAUAUUUCUGGCCCCAUUCCUCCUGAGAUUGGUAACUGCAGUUCUCUAAUUAGACUACGGCUUGUAAACAACAGAAUCAAUGGGGAGAUACCAAGAGAAAUUGGUUUCCUCAAUAACCUUAGUUUCCUUGAUCUGUCUGAAAAUCAUCUUAGUGGGUCACUACCACUUGAGAUUGGAAACUGUAAAGAGCUGCAAAUGCUGAAUCUAAGCAAUAACUCCCUUUCUGGUGUUUUGCCUAGUUAUUUAUCUUCUCUUACAAGGCUAGAGGUCUUGGAUGUUUCUCUCAAUAACUUUUCUGGUGUGGUUCCAAUGAGUAUUGGCCAACUCACUUCACUUCUUAGAGUCAUCCUAAGCAAAAACUCUUUCUCUGCAUCAAUUCCCUCCUCACUUGGGAAAUGUUCAGGUCUUCAACUGCUAGACCUUAGCAGCAACAUAUUCUCAGGGAGCAUCCCACCAGAACUGUUUCAAAUUGAAGCACUUGAUAUUGCUCUAAAUUUGAGUCAUAAUGCAUUAUCUGGGGUAAUCCCACCAGAGGUUUCUGCUUUGAACAAGCUGUCUGUUCUAGACCUUUCAUACAACAUGCUUGAAGGUGACUUGAUGGUAUUUUCAGGGCUUGAAAAUCUUGUUUCUCUAAAUGUUUCCUACAACAAAUUCACUGGUUAUCUACCAGACACCAAGUUAUUCCAUCAACUAUCAGCAACAGAUUUGGCAGGAAAUCAAGGUUUGUGUCCUAAUGGCCAUGAUGCAUGUUUUGUUAGCAAUGCUGCAAUGACAAAAAUGCUAAAUGAAACUAAUUCUAAGAGGUCAGAGAUAAUCAAACUGGCCAUUGGAUUGCUCAGUGCCUUGACUAUUGCUAUGUCAAUCUUUGGAGUUGUUACGGUUUUUCGAGCAAGGAAAAUGAUUCGAGAUGACAAUGAUUCUGAGAUGGGAAAAGAUUCAUGGCCUUGGCAGUUCACCCCAUUCCAAAAGGUAAACUUCUGUGUGGAGCAAGUUUUAAAGUGUUUGGUGGAAUCAAAUGUGAUUGGAAAGGGGUGUUCAGGGAUAGUUUAUCGCGCCGAAAUGGAAAAUGGAGAUGUCAUUGCUGUGAAAAGGCUAUGGCCAACAACAAUAGCUGCAAGAUAUGGUAGUCAAAAUGACAAUCAAAAUGAGAAAUUAGCAGUUAAUGGAGGAGUUCGUGAUUCAUUUUCAGCUGAGGUAAAAACUCUUGGUUCAAUUCGCCACAAGAACAUUGUAAGGUUCUUGGGUUGCUGUUGGAACAGAAACACAAGAUUGCUUAUGUAUGAUUAUAUGCCAAAUGGGAGUCUAGGAAGUCUACUUCAUGAACGAAGUGGCAACUGCUUGGAAUGGGACAUCAGAUUUCGAAUAAUACUAGGAGCAGCUCAAGGUUUGGCUUAUUUACACCAUGAUUGUGCUCCUUCCAUUGUUCAUAGGGACAUUAAGGCCAACAACAUCCUCAUAGGCCCUGAAUUUGAACCAUACAUUGCUGAUUUUGGGCUUGCAAAACUUGUUGAUGAUGGAGAUUUUGCACGAUCUUCUAGUACACUAGCUGGUUCCUAUGGUUACAUAGCUCCAGAGUAUGGUUAUAUGAUGAAGAUAACAGAGAAAAGUGAUGUUUACAGCUAUGGUAUUGUUGUAUUAGAAGUACUAACAGGGAAGCAACCAAUUGAUCCAACAAUACCAGAUGGACUCCAUAUUGUUGAUUGGGUAAGACAGAAAAGAGGUGGAGUUGAAGUGCUUGAUGAAAGCUUAAGAGCUAGGCCAGAAUCUGAAAUUGAGGAAAUGUUGCAGACCUUAGGUGUGGCUUUGCUUUGUGUAAACUCAAGCCCAGAUGACAGGCCAACCAUGAAAGAUGUUGUAGCAAUGAUGAAAGAAAUUAAGCAGGAAAGAGAGGAAUAUAUGAAAGUUGACAUGCCUCUUGAUGGAUCUUCUGUAAAUCAUCAACAAGAAAGUAAUCAUUUUGGUGAAGAAAAUGGCAAAGAUGAAACAUGCAUGCCCAAUAAGCAGCAGCAGCACUAAUCUGAAUCUGCAUUACUCUCCCCAUCUUCCUCCAAUACUAAAGUAACUUUGAAAUAGUCAAUA
Molecule: messenger RNA, 3504 nt
Organism: Gastrolobium bilobum
Lineage: Eukaryota; Viridiplantae; Streptophyta; Magnoliopsida; Fabales; Fabaceae
Product: LRR receptor-like serine/threonine-protein kinase RGI2
Exons: 2
Coding region: 1-3441 (1146 amino acids)
Biological process (GO): protein phosphorylation
Cellular component (GO): plasma membrane
Molecular function (GO): protein binding; protein kinase activity; ATP binding
Source: RefSeq, a predicted model, not a curated record